GUCCUACCGUCCUUUUCGAUGUCCGCCACGAUUCCAUGACAGGACUCUCACACAGCAAACCCUCCACGCUUCACGAGAAUAGACCACGAAAGCCCCGUUUGCCUUUUGGUUCUAUCGCGCGGCACGGGAACAGAGAGGAGUGAGAAACAUCGCCUUUGUUUUUCGUUGUAAGCAAAUCGUGAAACUCUCGUAAAUCUUCCCACCCUCACAACCCCCCUAUUACGUGGUAAAUCGGACUCAACUGCUCGUACCGAUCCAUCUAUUAUUCGCCCCUUUCAUAUUCACGACAGACCAGCACAGGGCAACAGAUCUUCUUACCCAGGACGGUGUCCCUCGGCAGCAGCAGGGCAAACUCUCUCCACCCCCCACAGAAAAGGGCAUGUCCGCUCCCGAUAGCCUGAAGAUGAUGAGUGAUCUGGCGGAUGCGGCGGACAAGUCUCGGCAGAAGAGCUGCAACGCUUGUGUACGGAGCAAGAGGCGCUGCGACAAGCAAACCCCGCGGUGCACCCGCUGUGCCGAGAAGAACUUCUCGUGCGUGUACCAAAACCUACCGCCCGCUCCUGCACCCGCCGGCGCCGGUGGUGCUGUUGGUGCUGCUGUGGCCACCAGCGGCAGCUUAGGCCCAGACAUCUCCUCGUCCUCCUCUUCCUCCGCAUGUUUUACCGUCCACGGCCAAGACGAUCCCCUCCAGGCCAUGGACAUCGAGGCGGACGGCGACGACAUCUCAUCCUUUGACUUCAACACACUUGACAAUAAUCAUCUUCUCAAUCAUCAUCAUCAUCAUCAUCAUCAUAAUAACCAACGUCAACAUCAGCAAGGUCCACAACAACAGCAGCAGCAGCCCACGCCAGCAUCAUCAUUGUUCAUCGACAACGAACUGCCGACCUUGGCGAUGAAGGAAAAUAUCAACGGCAGCGCCAGUGGCAACAGAAGCACUCCAGUGGUGCCGACGUCGCCACUGAACCUCAACAUCGACGCUGCGAACGUGACGUUUGACUUCAACACGGUCAUGGACUUUUUGACCGCCGACCCGGCGACGGGCGGCGAGAUAAAGCUCUGGGAGACGCCGAUGACGCCCGUUCUGCAAAAGAGCAUGACUCCCGAGCUGCACCAGAUGAACGAUACCAUGUGGGAAACCGAUAUGAAGGACAUGUGUCAAGAGGGUGGGUUCCAACCGUGGCAGAUUCACGAGCCCUCGUCGAGGGUUGGUCACCUCCUCGGCGUCAUCAAGAACAUGCAUAUCACCUUCGCCCAGACGAUGCAAACACCCUUCCUCCACCGCCACCUCUAUCUUGGCACUCGUGAGAUACCGCGGUCCCUGAUGGCCGCCUACACCGCCAUCUCGGCGUAUGUGGGGCGCACUGAGGCCAACAAGGACUGGGCCAUUCGCGCGCUGUGCGAGGGCACCGCCGAGGUCCUCAAGGGGUCCAAGGACGCGAAGUCGUUGUCAUCAUCGAACCUGACGGGGCACGAGAAGCUCGCUAGGGCGCAAGCGCUGUGGCUUCUGCAGACGAUCAGGUGCUACGAUGGCGAUGUGGCGCUGAGGGCCCAGGCGGAGCGGGACAUGGACGUCUUAAAGAGAUGGCUGGAGGAGCUCGAGUCGAUGAGGGACAACUUUGACGACAUGCAUAUAUUGGAAGACACAGCGUUGAGAGCGCGGCCACCAAGGUCGUGGGAGGUGUGGGUGUUCAAUGAGUGCGUGAGGAGAACGGUGUUGUUGGGGUAUGUAUUUAUAGGCCUUUAUGACAUGCUCAAGUCUGCCGGCGAGUUUGAGCCAGACCCCAAGAACUGGCUGGUGCCUCACCGGUGGACUUUCUCCAAGCACCUCUGGGAAGCCCAGUCGUCGCCAGCAUUUUACUCAGCGUGGCAUGAGAAGCCAAUGUUCCUGGCCAACGCCUUCUUCGUGCAGCGCAUCGCGCGGAUGGCGAGGCCAGCGGAUGUGGACGAUUUCGCAAAGAUAUUCCUCACCAUGAACGUUGGGGUUGAAGAGAUGAAGCAUUUUAUGCUCGAGGGUUGAGAUGGGUGACCAAGAGACGUAAGGAUCACGGUCGAUGGGCUUCUCGAAAGCCUAUGCUUAUCACACAUCUGGAGAGGGAGCCUCGGGCUCGUCCCCAGGACUGCUCUCCAGUUGACAGCCCAAGGGUCAAUUGGCCCAGCUUCAUUCACUUGACUCUCAUGCGGUUGACACCAGACCCCGAGAAUCCUCAUACACACAUUGCUGCGAGGAUAGCAUCUCCCACGGUACUUUAUGGAUUGAUUGGGUUGUCGGAUUCAGGGUAUAUGGCAUAAAUAGGAUACAAAUGCGGACGAUGAAGACAUGAACGGUUACAGCAACAAACAUCCAAUCGCUUUCUGCGAUAUGCCAGGACCGGUUCAAUGUCCUUGAAAGAUGACAAUUCUGCUGUAAUGACUCCACAAGCAGGUCUAGUCAGAAAAUCCCGUUGAGUUUUGAUGGCGAAGCAGAGCGAUGAGGGGUUUCUUGGCGUUGAUAAUCAGCCUGAUUUCUUGUGGUACUGCAGCAUUUUGGAUAGAAAACAUGUAAGGAUACAUGUAGCUUGACAAGGCGAAGGAGAAUCUGAUGAAUAUAUAAAAGAC
Molecule: messenger RNA, 2595 nt
Organism: Colletotrichum destructivum
Lineage: Eukaryota; Fungi; Ascomycota; Sordariomycetes; Glomerellales; Glomerellaceae
Product: Putative zn(2)Cys(6) fungal-type DNA-binding domain-containing protein
Exons: 4
Coding region: 380-2017 (545 amino acids)
Biological process (GO): regulation of DNA-templated transcription
Molecular function (GO): zinc ion binding; DNA-binding transcription factor activity, RNA polymerase II-specific
Source: RefSeq, a predicted model, not a curated record